UCGCGCCUUUCUUCAUUUUCCUCCGUCACUUUCCUCCCGCAAGAUCUCUAUGCCAAGGGAAAUCAGCUGCAAGUCUUCAACUCCCAACGGACCCCUCCAGCGCAAACCCAAAGCCCUAGACCCCUUUGAUUCAAAGCCCUACCAUUGCCACUCCUCCACCAAUGGUAUCCUUUUUCCCCUUUCUCAUUCUUUCUUCUUUCUCUUCUUUCUUUUCUUUCUUUUCUGUUUUUCUUUCUUCUCUCUUUUCUGAGAGACACCGAGAGACCCGAGAAGAGAGAGAAGCCAACUGAGAGAGAGAGAGAUUGUGAGAGGGAGAGACCGGAUCUGAGAGUGAAACCGGGAGAAGACCACCGGAGGUCCGAUUUCCAGUGGUCGUUGCUCGAGAAACCGACGGAGGAGAGGACCCAGAACCGGAACCCGUCAGCAGAAACCCAACCCUCCAACGACCCAGACCCGGUUUCCAGAGAGCAGAGGCGCCGCUUCCGGUGGAUCGUAGGCCGGAGCUGAUUUCCAGCGAUUCUGGCCGGAAAUCCGGCGACUUCCAGAGGCGAUUUCAGGCUAGCAGAUAUCGCUGCAAAUCUUCGUGCCGCCGUGUAGAGAGAGAGAGAGAGAGAGAGAUGGUUAAGGUGGUGAAGAGGAAGAAGAAGGAAAAGAGGGGACAGACGCCUCUUUCAGAUUUCGGAAAUCCCCCUCUUGAAGAAAAACAACAACGAAAGCGAACUCGCCCUACCUUGGGUCCUUAUCCUCUACGGCUAUCCAGCUACCUGAUUGGUACUCUACGGCUGCUGAACCCUAAUCAGGGCAGUGAUGAUGGUCUGAGUGGCUGCCAUGCAAUUACCGCCGAUGAAUGCAAACGCUACACGGAACAACUCGUGAGGACUGAUGGCUUUGAGAUGGACCGAAGGCCUCGCAUCUUCGGUUUUGGUUUAAUUAGACCAUGCAAUAUUCGCGAUCCGGAUCAAUCUCGCAGGUGCAUACUAUAUUCGAAGCAUGCAAUCAAGGCAUACAACAAAUGGAUCUGCACUUGGAAUAUUUCAACUCCCCGACUGAAGUUUGGGAGGGUUUUGAAAGCUAUGCGUCAGUAUUGUGAUCUGCUCAGGUAUUAUAUUACCUUUGAGGCCGAGGAGCUUGCUGAUGGAGGCCAGACUAAGACAUAUCAAGCUGUGGUGCGUAGCUUGCUACCGAUAGAUGUUAAUAUCUCCGUGCUGUCUUUCAGGGAAUGUGAGCGAGUGAAAGGUUCAGGCUAUCAUGGGAAAGAAUGGGCUUGGAAAGAUCACAUUCACAGAGGCGAAGGGGUCACAUGUACGUAAUGCAUGCACACGUAAUGAAUGCACGUGCGACAAGGACUGAAGACAGUAGAUGGCAUGCUCGUGGAUUGAAGCAGUUACAUAGUUUAGUAGUUAGUUUGUAUAGUUUAUUUAGUGCAGUUGUGCAGUUGGUUGCAAGUUGUUAGUUGGUUCUAUGUAAGGCUUUAUAAGCAGAGGCCCGAGAGUCGCUUUUGGGGAAAGGGGAACUUGAUUUAAAAGACUGAAUGGUAACACAUGAGCGGGAUUUUGAUAAUUGAAUUUCAAUUCUUUUGAAUGCAAGGGCAUUUCCUAA
Molecule: messenger RNA, 1599 nt
Organism: Alnus glutinosa
Lineage: Eukaryota; Viridiplantae; Streptophyta; Magnoliopsida; Fagales; Betulaceae
Exons: 6
Coding region: 618-1310 (230 amino acids)
Source: RefSeq, a predicted model, not a curated record